UUUUCAUGAUGCUUCGUUCAUAAACGUGUUGAAGUCUCUGGAACUCCAAACAAAAUAAAAAUAGGUUCUUCGAUAAGAAGAAUCCUGUAUUAUUUAUGUAAAUUGUCGUUAUAAUAGUUGUAUUGUAGUUUUCAAAUAUUUUUGUAAUUUAUUAAAAUUACCGUGACUAUGUCAAACAUAUCCAAAAGGAGAAGAGAAGGUUCGAGGACCAAGAUCAAGAGCAUGGGUGACCACAAAGAAUUCCUGAAGCGUAUCACCAAGACCCUGUACUACGGGCAGCUGCCAACACUGCCCUGUCUGAGCCUGCCCGUUACCGAGAUCUCAUGUGAGCUGUGGUCGGUGUCACAACGCGGGCGCUCGCUGCGGCGCCUGCAUGCCGACGCGGCCGCCGGCAUCGCUCGCAGUGCCUGCGUGUCUCCUUGCGCGCUGGUGCUGGCCAUUCUCUACCUUGAACGACUAAAUGCUUGCAACCCUGAUUACAUCGCCUCUGCCGCUCCAGCUGAUCUCUUUCUCGUUUCACUGAUGGUAGGCAAUAAGUUCCUACAAGAUGAUGGAGAAGACGACGACGUGAUAUGUUCCGAAUGGGCGGCCUCCGGUGGAUUGGAACUUGACCAGCUCAAGAAGCUUGAAGUUGAAUUCCUCAAUGCAAUAGAUUGGAAAGUGUUUGUGAGCGACAAAUCGUUCGAGGCCGGGCUGACGUGGCUAGAGCGGCAAGUGGCGCUGAAGCAGGCGCAGCUGCGGGGCUUCUUCACGUACGGGGACCUGGCGGCCGCGUGCGACGCCGCGCUGCUGCCGGCGCUGGCGCGCAGCCUGGGCGCCGCCGCCGCCGCCUACGUGGCGGGGCUGGUCACGUUCCUCACGUCCACGCUGGUGGUGUCGCAGGCGUGGCUGCCCGUGCUGCACUACGUCGCCGCCCGCGCCUCGCUCGCGCCGCUCACCACGCUCGCUCCGCUACAUUUACUCGAUACAAGUAUUAUAACGCACAGUUUACAACAGGAACUGACUCCUUACACGAAUAAUGCCACACUCGACCUGUCCACUUUAGACAUCCUCGCCGAGGAGAGCGUUCCAGACAGCUUAAAGUGUUGUGCUAAGUGGACUAAAUACCAGGACAGUACGACCACCAAGAGAAACUGGUACGACGCCAUCGUGGUGUACGAUUGGAAGUCGCUCGAGCCGUGGUGGUCCACGACGUCCGUGCUCAACUGGCUGUACCAGAGCUCGCUCGUGAACCCCAUGCAGCGCUGGCUGGACAAGCUGGGCCAGGCGGCGGAGCUGGCGCGGCGCGAGUGCGAGCCGAGCGCGGCGCGGGCGGGCGGGCCGCGCUGCGUCCGCGCCUGGCUCAACCUCAGCCGCCUGGGGGCGCUGGUGGCCGCCUCGUCCGACCGGUAGGCAGCCGCGACCCGACUACGACGAACAAGGCUGAUAAAUAUGGAUAAUGAAGUGAUGCCGGGUUCACAGGGCAAUUUACAACAUCUAAACUAUUAUAUGAUUAGGAACUAUUUCACCCUUUGAUAUUAAGAGUAAUAACGCGACCGUCGUUUGUUGUCUAGCUCUCUAAGCUGGUUCUAUUUGAUGAUUAUCGACCUAUUUUCUUAAGCAAGGUGUACUUUCGUAACGUAAUUUAUUUUCUUACCCGACUGCGGAGAAGGGUUGUUUUUCUGUUUUCACUUAUUUUGUUGUAAUUUAUUUAUUACGAUGAAAUGUGCGUUGUAAAAUGUCUCGUGAGCAAUGUUUAUUUUAGAUAUUUACUGGAUUCAAGCUUCCAUCCUUCUAUUAGAUAUCUGUCUACUCUAAUAUGACUAACAAUGAUAUUAUGUCCUUACUGUCGUGUACAAGAUAUUGAUCUGUAUCUUUAGCAUUUUUAGAACUCAACAAAAUUUGUUUGAUUAUGCCAAAUAAAAUAUAGCAGUAACUUCCUCAAGAGUAUUUUUAAACGGAAGUAUUGUAGGAUAAAUUAAGAAAUAAAGAAUCCUAAACUAUAGCUUGGUUGGCAUAUUUACAUGAGCAGACAGAACAACCCCCAGCACAAGCAACUUCUGUGGAAGUUUUUAUAAUUAUUUUAAUAUUCAGAACAACUAUAUUCAAAAUGGUAUUUAUACAGAUCAACAUCUUCAUGGCAUUAUAGAUUCAAGGUAAGAAAACUCUGAAAAACUUAUUCUUUUACAAAGAAUACAAAUAUGGUAUCAGAGAGGCCGGCAUGAUUGUGGUCCUGCGGCAAUACACUUAUUAAUGUCUACUCAAAUAGAAAACUAUGUACAUGGAUAUACAGGAAGUUGAGAAUUUUUAGAAGUCAUGUCCCAGAUGUUAAUCUUCUGGUAAAUAGGAACAUGAGUGAAAACUAAACUUUACUUAUAUCUGUGUACAAGUGUGUAUACAUAGGUACAUUCGUUUGUACAUAACACUUUGUUAUAUAUAUUUUUAUAAAACUUGUCUGCGACACAAUUGCGUUAGUGCGGGGUUCAAUCACGCUCUAGUGCUAUCAAUAUUUCUAUCUAUUUUUGUAUGUGACGUGGUGUAUUAAAACUAUGAGCAAUGGAAAUAGAA
This is a messenger RNA of Helicoverpa armigera (cotton bollworm), 2547 nucleotides long. RefSeq names its product protein CNPPD1. The transcript has 5 exons. The record is from RefSeq and is a predicted model, not a curated record. The coding region runs from base 169 to 1392 and encodes 407 amino acids. Gene Ontology annotation, biological process: regulation of cyclin-dependent protein serine/threonine kinase activity. NCBI's taxonomy places the organism in Eukaryota, Metazoa, Arthropoda, Insecta, Lepidoptera, Noctuidae. Gene Ontology annotation, cellular component: cyclin-dependent protein kinase holoenzyme complex; nucleus. Gene Ontology annotation, molecular function: cyclin-dependent protein serine/threonine kinase regulator activity; protein kinase binding.